Mus musculus (house mouse) is the source of this 1086-nucleotide messenger RNA. It is a transcript of the gene Msantd5l, whose product is annotated as Myb/SANT DNA binding domain containing 5 like. NCBI's taxonomy places the organism in Eukaryota, Metazoa, Chordata, Mammalia, Rodentia, Muridae. Bases 348 to 938 code for a protein of 196 amino acids. The transcript is spliced from 3 exons. The record is from RefSeq and is marked validated.
GGAGGCGCGGGUAGGACGAGGUUCUGUCCGCUUGUCAGGCUGAGGUUCUUUCUGUUCUUAGGUGAACCUGGAAGCCCGCCUUAAGUCUGCGGCGCGCGUCGGGCUCUCGAAGAGUUUUGCUGGGCGUGGCCACGCUGGGUAGGGCCAACCUCUGACCUUUUCCCAUCAGCUUAAAGUGGGAAGCUCAUCGCACUCCAUCUACCAGUCGCCCCUCAACCUCAGCUCCAGGUAGAGCCACCAGAGCGCAGAGUCCCCGAAUGCUCCCAGCUAGGGCAGCUCAGUGACCAGGAUAUGGCUGUCACCUGGCGCUUCCGCUCUAAACUGGAUUUGGAGAAGUUUACCUGAAUAUGCCUCUAAAAACAAGCGUAGCAGGUUCUACCGGAAGCUCAUGGACUGACUCUGAGAUCAGGGUCUUCCUGCUGGAGUGGGAAGUAGUUGAACAGGAAAUGGGCCACCCGGGCAGGAAGAUCCACAAGAAGACCAGGGCUCUUUGCAGGCGCCUUUACCAGCAGGGCCUGAAGAAGAGCUGGGAAAGCUGUUUCGACCUACUGCUGAGCCUGCGAGAUCUGCACAGGACUCUCUGUAAUGAAAGACCAGGGAUUGAACCCUUGUUUUCUCCUUAUGCUGAGGCCCUGUACAGGAUCCUGGGCUCCAGUCCCCAGGGAAGCCAUGUCCCAGGUCCUCUCGAUGAUGGGGCUGGUAACCCUCCACUUUCUGUGUACCCUCAAACUCCCAGGAACCAGCCUUGGGAUUAUGGCGUCGCUGUUCCUUCUGCACAGCUUCAAGGGAACGCACUGCCAAUGAUGUCACAGGAGGAUUCCCUGUUUCCAAGAGGGGAGCACUGGAACCCCAACCAUUCAAUGUCAGCUCCAAACUUACUUCCUGACUUUGCCCCAGGAGACCCUAGCUUCCAGCAACCGUGGCCCACCGCGGAAUAACACCCUGAUACUCAAUGAAGACAGGUGGCCUUUCUUUGUUUAUUUUCUGAAAAACCUGGGACUGUGAAACCUUGUGGGUGUGGGCAUCUUUCUCUACCCCAUAAGGAAAAAAAUGUGGAGUUAAAUAAAGGUCCUUAUAGAGACUCUC